UAGUUCCUGCCAAGUUUUGACAUUUCCAGCUUCGUCAAAGUUUGACAAUGCGACGAUUACGUUCAUAUUAACUGACAGGACUGAGAUAAACUUCUUACUGCAUGUUCAAGGGAUAUUGAGCAGUCCAGACUUGACCUACAAAGAUGUGAACUCCACCCAUAUCAUCCUCAAGUGGGGAUGAACCAUUUUCAUGGGUGCAGCCUGGAAACAUUUCCUACGUCCUUACUCUGAUAGGGACUGAUACAAGGAUGAUUCGCCUUAGUGCUACAAGUUUCACAACCUCAAGACCCCAUGAUGUGCUGAAGGCAGUCCUGACUGCCGGGAACACCGUGGGAGAGGGAGAAAAUUCUAUUCUCAACAUUUCAUUUGAUGGGUGUGAACCACAAGGUAAAUACUAUUGCGCAACGCUGUGUGGCCGACUAUAGCACAAUGUGUUUUGUAUAUAGCACUCAGCAAUACAUUGUCAUGUGAAUUGUUACAUCAUAGAGUCAUGUGAGUCAACCUCCAUCUCUAACAGGUGAAUCAAGCCAAGAGCACUUCCAUAUCAGGAACUGGGAAGGGUUUCGUGUGUAUGUGGAGUUAUUUACUCUCCUGGUAAGCUGUAGGGGAUUCCCCAGGGACUUAUGAUCAUGAAUAUAAUUAACCUGCAGGAGAAUAUAGAGUACUGUCUUCCAGACAAUAUUACUGUUGUCCAUGACAACGUCAAAAAAACAGUCAAGAUAAUGUACAAUAACAAUAAAGUAUAUAUUUUACUACCCAACGUGACUGAGGUACGGCAUGUGACCGACUUUCUCAUCUGGUACCUGUCACAGUUGCACCUACACUACUCCACCUACAAGGUGCAGGAUGUGAGUGUGACUGGAGAUAGCUACAAGAAGACUCUCCAGUGCCACUUUCUCGAUGGAACGGAGCACGACACCUGUUUCAUUGAGGUUGAGGGAGAUGAUCGGCCUCUCUCUGGUUCAGAUGUCUACCACUUCAGCAAGCCAGGGAACCACACUUUGAGGGUCUAUGAUAAUAGGGCACAGAGAGAUGCGGGAGCUGAGCCAGCUAAAGUUCUCAAUAUCACCAUCGGUGAUGUACAAACAGAGGAAAAUGGAGAAGGUUUCACUUGGGUCAUUAUAGUAGGAGUUGUGCUACUGCCGGUGUUUUUACUGGCGGUAAUUGGCCUUUUGCUAUACUGCACACUACGCAAACACGCUUGCAAUGAAGUACCUACCCGCAAUGAAGAUGAAGCUGAACACGGAAGUGGAUCGAACGAUUCUCAGCAACAUGGGUCUGCUGUUGAUGACAUUGCUAAUGUGGUUCACCAGGCAACUGCUCCAGAGGAGGGCAAGGACGACCUCGAAAUUGGCAUUGGAGAGAUUGUAAUUACAGCUGUAGGUAUACGUAAUCGUCAAAGGGUCCCUGCACAUCACCGAAGCAAUGAAAACCAUGUGGCUAUCAGGAUAGAAGAGGAAUGCAACAAUAAGUCCAUCAAGGAUCUUCCCACUACUGAGGGCCAGCAAGUAUCCAGUGAUGCGGAAAAGGAAGUGGAGGUGACAGUGGAAGGUUUGGAGAUUCCAGAACUACACCAAGGCCCAGUGGAGGAAAACAUUAAUUGAACAGUAACAUUUAGAGCCGUGCAUAAUAAUAUUACAACAUGUAGAAUGUUUUUUAGCUACAAUACCAUUACAUACAGUAGAUCACAUGAGUAAAGCGUACACAUUAUUAUUGUAUAUUGAACAUCAUGUGUGAAUUACAUAUUCAUGAGGUGUGCAUCCCUGAGCUACACUGUGAAUACCUAUGUUUGCUGAGUCAUUCUAUCAUU
Molecule: messenger RNA, 1810 nt
Organism: Geodia barretti
Lineage: Eukaryota; Metazoa; Porifera; Demospongiae; Tetractinellida; Geodiidae
Source: the annotation of a GenBank genome assembly